AAUUUGAAAUUAUUUCUUUUAAUAUAAAACAGUUUGGUAAAUGAGCUAAUGAUAUCAUGCUUCAUAUCAUGAUUUUCAAUCAAGAAAUCACUUUUCCAGUGUCUAAUUUCUCUCCAAAUACAUAUAUCAUUUGCUUCUUCUAUGUUUUAUGUAAUAUGUACAGUUUUGUUCCAUCAUGUUUACAACGAACGUGCCUUUGCAAUGGAAAUCAUCUGUGAAAACUUCCAAGUAUUUAAAAGCCUUAUCUCUUUCACGCAAGCAACGUGCUUAUCAUAUAUUUAAAAAAAAAAACAUUCAUAACAGACACGCUCCGAUCUUUUCGCAAAGGUUUUUAUUUGCGAGGAUCAAAUUCAGCAACAGAGAUCGAUUUUCGAGUUUUUUAUAAAUUUUGUUCCAAUAAUUUGCCACGCUGGGAAUAAAUCGGUUUCCCUUAAUAUUUAUUAUUAUUAUGAAUUAUAAUUAUCGUAUUUUUUACGUGAUAUGCAGGCGAAGGCAGGACCAAGGUAUCCAAGCGGAUCUCUGGCGCAAGAGGAAAAUUAAAAAAAGAAUCGAGAUCAAAAAUCAAGACGAAGGGGCUCGGUCGAGGGCGCCGAUCGGGCUUGUCACGGUUCUGCGUGACGACGAGAGAAGCGUCGAGGAGCUCGCGUACGGCGUUCAGUUCAGUUCUCCGUGAUCGCUCGAUCGAGUGGGAUCGGGCGAGAUCCGCUGGCACUCGUUGCCGUCGCGCUCUCGCGAUCGUACCCUCGACUGGAAAAAAAGAGGAGAAGAAAAGAAGGAUCGUACGUCACUGAAUAUCGCGACGUCGCGACGUCGCGUCCUCCAAGGGAGACGGAGUAAGAGAUAUCCAUCGGGGAGGGAAAUCGACGAUAAUGAUUCAGCGGAUUCCUGCGGAUUGAAUAGAUCGGUACGUCGGAUCAUCGGCUAUCAGACAUGCGUUGGUUUCGCGGCCACGCCGAGGCACCGAGACUCCUGCGCCUAAGUCCCCUUCGUGCCGAUGAAGACGUCAACGAAGCGUCCUACCAUUUCCGUGCGACGUCUCGAUGCAGAGACAUAUCGCCGGUGCGAUGGGCACGGAGGAAAUCGUCGAGUUCCGAAUCCGAGAGGAAUUGCUAUAACGUGCAGACCUCCCAAGUGACGACCGAGCGCGCUCCUAAUAAGAAGGACAAGAAGAGGAUCCAGGAGGAACGGCGGCGAGUGUGCGAGAAGCGGAAUCCCCUGCUGGAUCGCGUCAAGAGCACCAGACUGAGCUUCUUCAAGGACCGCGAGGACUCCGACGAGGAGGACGGCGACGACGAGGAGGAGGCGGGACGGGGCGUCCAGUUUCGCUCGAUGUGCGAGCUGAGGCAUCGCGGCCUGACGAGGAACGAGUUUCGGCGCUCGGUCUGCGAGUCCGACCUGAAGGACAUCACGGAGGAGGGGAGCGGUCACGCGAAGAGGAAGAGACGGGCCAAGUCGCAGAGCAGGUUGCCGUACAAAAAGCAGCAGGAAGAGCGAUUCUCCUUCCUGGGCUUCCGCACCUCGACGCCCCGGAAGCAGUCCGAGUGGCGGCCGAAGGAGGGGGACUCGCUCCGGGAAGACGCUAUGCCCCACGACUAUCAAUGGGAGAGGGCCGAGCGGGGUUUCCUCGAGGCGAACCGCGUUGGUCCCGAUCGAUCCACCGAUCGGGAAACAAACGUGGCCGAGCCGGGGGUUCCUAAGCACGCCGGCGGCGAGGCGAUCUUCAAGAAGGACGCGACGGCGUUCGACAGCAUCACGCCGUCCAGCUGUCUGGCGGCGAAAUUCCGCGCGAUGCAGGAUAGGUAUUUAAAGAGCUCGACGAACAGGCUGAUCGCGAAGAUCUACAGGAAGGACUGCAAGGACCGGGAGAGACGGAGGCUGCGCAGCUUCUCGUACGGCACGCUGCCGGGCCUCGAGGAGUUACGAACGAAUCCGCUGUACGAGGAUCAGGAUCAGGACGACAACGAUUCCGGGAUCCUGGAUAACGAUUCCGCCACCAGCUCUCUUCUGGAUGACAGAUGUAGCAGCGGUGCUUCAGGACCGCUCAACAAUAGCGGUCAUAACGACUCCUGUCUGGGAUCGCCCCCUCAACUUCCGCCCAGAAGACCCUUCUCGGCCGCGACGGAUGUCGACGGGACCGCGCGACUCUUCGCGACUCUGGACAUUUAUCACGACAGAGCCAAAGACAAGGACUCUGGAAUGAGCCUCGCCGAGGAGUAUUCGAGUAACGUUUGUCAAGCCGCAAACGGUACGUUGAUAGAUCGUCAAACGGCUCGAGUCUCUGUGGAGAACAAUAUGGAUCGCGACAGAGAAGAAGGGACCGUGGACGAAGAUUUCAGGCGGAAGCAACGCAGCUCCGGUUUACAGGCGAUAAGAAGUAGACCCUACAUCACGGAGACGAUGGUCGUGAAGCUUCCCAAAGAGACCGCUGAUCAAUGUCUGGGUAUCUUCAUCGCGAAAACUGCGGAGUCCAAUCCGGGUUACUUGGUAGCUCACGUAGUCCCGAACGGAUUGGCCGAUAAGGAAGGUACUCUCAGGAUCGGUGACGAAAUUCUGAUUGUCAACGGGAAGAGAUUACGCGGUCUGAGUAUGGCAGAGGCUAGGAAGAUCCUGGGUAACGGCAGCGGGCCCGGUGACAUCGACAUCGUUGUCUCGAGGUUCUCGGGCGUCGAUCAGCAGGCGAAGAAAUUGAAAGAGAGCAGUGUGGAUUACGAGAACGUUAGCAUGGAAGACGGUCACGGAGUGAUCGUCGAAAGUUCACCCGGAUCGCAUCACUUCAGGAAGCAUCAGAUUAAAUCUCACCGAGAUAAGAAGGACGAAUCCAGCAGAUCGAUUUCAUCCGAGAAAUUCGCGACGAAUAUGGAUAACGGAUUCACGCAAAACGUCUCGAAGUUUUGCACUCUUCCCCGAAGACCGAGGAACACGAUAUCUACAUUUCUUACGGUACUUUUCGAGAAAGGAAUCGGAAAGAAAUCGUUGGGAUUUACCAUAGUUGGCGGAAGAGACAGUCCGAAAGGAAGUAUUGGUAUCUUUAUAAAAUCGGUACUGCCCGGCGGACAGGCCGCCGAAGAUGGCCGUUUGCGUGCAGGAGAUGAGAUUUUGGCUGUGAAUGGCCAAGUCUGCCACGACUUGACGCAUCGUGAAGCCGUACAACUUUUUCGGAAUAUUAAAAACGGACCGAUUGCUUUGCAUUUGUGUAGACGCGUGAAAAAUCGUGAAACACAAAUAUCGAAAGCCAAGUCGUGUGCGGAUCUUUUGCUGAUUGACACGUGAGAAUGAUAGCUAUUGAAAGAGAGACAGGCAGCAAUGCAGAUUAUGUAAAAUAUCAUGUAUAUACUGUACAUUUUUCAAAAUCGUUAGUAAUAAAAACAAUAAUUUAAUAAUAAUUAUUUAAUUAAUAAUGAUCUAAAUAUGAUAUCUCUAAAGAACAUCCUCUUUAUUGUCCUCUAUGAUUAAAAAAUGUUUAUAAUGUAUUCUACAUUGUCAUAAUGUUACUCGUAUAAAAUCUUAUGUUAAAGACGUGGUAAUACAAUAAUUAUAAUAUUAUCAUAAUCAACGCGAGUAUCCUAAUAAUAAUAAAAACGAUUAAUCUAAUUAUAAUAAGAUCAGGCAGUUUCGAGAUAUGUCGCGCGAAAUAAAUUAUGUAAG
Pogonomyrmex barbatus (red harvester ant) is the source of this 3645-nucleotide messenger RNA. RefSeq lists its product as uncharacterized. NCBI's taxonomy places the organism in Eukaryota, Metazoa, Arthropoda, Insecta, Hymenoptera, Formicidae. Gene Ontology annotation, molecular function: protein binding. The record is from RefSeq and is a predicted model, not a curated record.